UUAAACAAUUAAUUAAGUUGGUGUGCAGUCCGUGACGCUGCCCGGCGAAGCACCGAAAAUGCGCAGAUCCGAGGACGUGCUUGUACUGCACGUCCUAGUUUCUCCCUCUCUCUCUCUCUCUCUCUCUCUCUCUCCCCCCAUCUCUCCCCUUUCUCUCCCUCCUCUCUCAGGCUGACUAAAGGUGACCGUGGAGUCGCGCUCUGUACUCAAUAUUGAACGUCUUCAAGUUGAGCGGCAGCGGGGAGACGAGCUUGACGCAGAUCAGCUGCGGACGCUGCUGUGUCUGCUGGAAGAGGCGCAGAGGGCUGCUGGAGGGGGCUAGCUACAGAGUCUGUGUGCUUCUCUCUUUAGGCGAAUCAUCCACAUCGGUAAAUGCGUCUUUCUUGUAGCCUAAUUAUUUUUUGCUUUCUUCUGCCUCUCGGAUACAUUUUUAUCCAGAGUCGUCUGGUCUCACUUCGCCAUUGACUCUUGGAUGUUGGUGAAACGACGCGCAUGCGUUGCUCUUGGAAUAAUUUUGCAGCCUAAGUUGCAUCCCUGAGAUCUUGUGCCGAAGUCGUUGACUAGCAAUGUGGAUUACUCCGGAUCGCGGAUGCUGGGGGUUCUUCUGCAUGUCUCUGCUCGUCACUGUAGUCUGCGGGGCGCAAAGCGCCAACGAACCUAGCAACAUGUCAUAUGUGAAAGCCACCGUGGACAAGUUGCUGAAGGGCUAUGACAUUCGCCUGCGUCCUGAUUUUGGAGGCGCCCCAGUGGAUGUUGGCAUGAGCAUAGACAUCGCCAGUAUUGACAUGGUAUCUGAAGUCAACAUGGACUACACCAUCACCAUGUAUUUCCAGCAGUCCUGGAGAGACAAGCGCCUGUCCUACACAGGCAUUCCUCUCAACCUCACCUUGGACAACCGGGUGGCAGACCAGCUGUGGGUCCCUGACACCUACUUCAUUAAUGACAAGAAGUCUUUUGUCCAUGGGGUGACAGUAAAGAACCGGAUGAUCAGACUGCACCCUGAUGGAACUGUACUGUAUGGUCUUAGGAUCACCACUACAGCUGCCUGUAUGAUGGACCUACGCAGAUACCCACUAGAUGAGCAGAACUGCACUUUGGAAAUUGAGAGCUAUGGAUACACCACUGAUGAUAUUGAGUUCUACUGGCAGGGUGGGAGCAACGGAGGCUCAGUCACUGGGGUGGAGAACAUUGAACUGCCCCAAUUCUCCAUCAUAGACUACCAGACCCUCUCCAAGAAAGCUGUUUUUGCCACAGGUUCGUACCCCCGUCUCUCCCUGAGCUUCAAGCUGAAGAGGAACAGGUAUUUCAUCCUGCAGACCUAUAUGCCUUCCAUCUUGAUCACCAUCCUUUCCUGGGUCUCCUUCUGGAAAACUAUGAUGCCUCGGCUUGCUAGAGUGGCCUUAGGUAUAACCACCGUGCUGACCAUGACCACCAUCAAUACCCACCUUAGGGAGACGCUACCCAAGAUCCCAUAUGUCAAGGCCAUUGACAUUUACCUCAUGGGUUGCUUUGUCUUUGUCUUUCUGGCCUUGCUGGAAUAUGCCUUUGUCAACUACAUCUUCUUUGGUCGUGGUCCUCACCUGCAGAAGAAGGUGGCAGAAAAGGCUGCCAAGUCCAACAAUGAAAAGGGCAGACUGGAGAGCAACAAAGUGCAGGUUGAUGCUCACGGCAACAUUCUCCUGACCAACCUCACCAGUGAGAUGAGUGGAGCAGAUAUGAUGGGCACUCUCAAUGACCCUCGGGCUACAAUGUUCUAUGACAGCGCCAGCAUACAGUACCGCAAGCCCAUGAUGAGCCGAGAUCUGUAUGGACGACCGGCAAUUGACCGGCCAAUUGGUCAUAAAAAGGGCCGCUUGAGGAGGAGGGCUUCACAGCUCAAAGAGAUCCCUGACCUCACAGAUGUCAACGCCAUAGACAAGUGGUCUCGUGUUGUCUUCCCAAUUACAUUCACUUUCUUUAACUUGGUCUACUGGCUUUACUAUGUCCCACUAAGGUGACAGUAAAGAGCAUGUGCAUCAGCACCACUGAUUUCUUAGAAAAUUUCAUGGUUGUGUACAGCGAUGAAAAUAGAAGAAUGUUAAUUUGCAUAAAUUCUGUUUUGGAAUGAA
Molecule: messenger RNA, 2108 nt
Organism: Acanthochromis polyacanthus (spiny chromis)
Lineage: Eukaryota; Metazoa; Chordata; Actinopteri; Pomacentridae
Gene: gabrb1
Product: gamma-aminobutyric acid type A receptor subunit beta1
Biological process (GO): monoatomic ion transmembrane transport; regulation of membrane potential; chemical synaptic transmission
Cellular component (GO): membrane; synapse; neuron projection
Molecular function (GO): GABA-A receptor activity; extracellular ligand-gated monoatomic ion channel activity; neurotransmitter receptor activity
Source: RefSeq, a predicted model, not a curated record